This is a messenger RNA of Rasamsonia emersonii CBS 393.64, 294 nucleotides long. RefSeq lists its product as uncharacterized. The record is from RefSeq and is a predicted model, not a curated record. The transcript has a single exon. Lineage: Eukaryota; Fungi; Ascomycota; Eurotiomycetes; Eurotiales; Trichocomaceae. The annotation marks the transcript as partial.
GGAGAGCAGGGAAGAAAGCUCGUCCAGGCAGAGGUAAGGACUGCCACUUCUUUCCGCAAAUCGUAUGGCGCCAGAAGCUGUUUCAACGGUGGGGAAGGGACGAAAAGCGCAAGAGCAUGCCGCAACUCAGAGAAAUCAACGGCAGGCCAUGAAUUGGGGGGAGUACCGAUCAACGGAGGAGGGCCAGCCAGCCAAGCGCGAGGAGGCGGCGGCAAGGUGGUUGACCGCCGCGGGUGGAAGCAGAAGCGCAGCAGUAAGGCUGGUAUAGAUAGAAACAACAAGAACGGUCAGUGA